Messenger RNA from Polychytrium aggregatum, 1596 nucleotides. RefSeq lists its product as uncharacterized. NCBI's taxonomy places the organism in Eukaryota, Fungi, Chytridiomycota, Chytridiomycetes, Polychytriales. The transcript has 3 exons. Gene Ontology annotation, biological process: protein deubiquitination. Bases 88 to 1251 code for a protein of 387 amino acids. Gene Ontology annotation, molecular function: cysteine-type deubiquitinase activity. The record is from RefSeq and is a predicted model, not a curated record.
CGGUUGGGCCGCGUCCUCGCCAUCGUCAUCGUCAAACCCGAUCUGCCGGACAAGACUGGAUCAACCAGGGCCACACCAGAGCCGAGCAUGGGGAAGCGCAAGCCUCAAGCCAAGGCGAGUCCCAAGCCGGGUACGCCGAAAGAUACUUCUACCGCCAGUGAGCCACGGAGACAAAAAUCUCGGCAUGCUUCCCGGCACGACGAUGACGACGGCAGCUGGGACGAGGGAACGCGGGUGCUGCAACAUCAGCUUGGUGAACUGGGGCUGCUUAUCAAGGAUAUGACCGGCGACGGGAACUGCCUAUUCCGAGCCCUCUCGGACCAGUGGGACGGCACACCAGACUACCACGCCAAGCACCGAAAGGAGGUCUGUGUGCACAUCGAUGAGAAGCGGGAGUACUAUGAGCCCUUUCUUGUCGACGAGUCUCUCGACCAGUAUGUGAAGCGCAUGUGUAAGCACGGCACCUAUGGCGGGAAUCUCGAAAUCGUCGCCUUCAGCCGCCUCCACAAUGUCAAGAUCGCCGUUCACCAAGCUUCCACUCCCAUAUGGAUCGUAAAGCCAGACAUGGAGGGUCAGCCAGCAAAAGGCAGUGCCGCGCCAAUGGUGCAUAUCGUGUAUCAUUCCUGGGAACAUUACAGCAGCGUCCGCAAUGCCGAUGGUCCAUAUGAAGGUCAUCCUCGGAUCGUCCUCAAGCCCACGACAUUGCCGCCCCUCGAGAAACCCGAUCCCAGUGCACCUGCAAACCACAUGGAGCGAACGAUCAUGAGCUCAACUGGAUGUCACGACCUGAAUCGCAUCCGCAAGCUGCUUGUACAAAGCCGGGGUGAUCCUGGACGAGUCAUGAGCAUCCUCUUUGACGAAGCCGAAGCCGAGGCCGAAGCCGAAGCCACGCGUGAGUCGACGAAUGAUACUUUGGACGAGAAUUCGCUGCAAACCGGGACCGAGACUCAAGACUCAGUGCAGACGGCCCCUGCGCUGCCUGAUCCAUCCGACAGUGCAUCUAGUGGACCUGGUGCUGCAGCUUCAAGCGAGCCGGCCGAGUCGGCGGCAUCCACACCCAAGAAGCCCCAGUCGCGGGCCCGGAAGAGAGAGGAGGCCAAAAAAUUGCAAAAGGAAAAAGCCCUGGCCAAGAAGAGGAACAAGACCAAGGGAGACGUUGCGGCCGAGGACAAGUCCGUUGGAACGGCCGGUGCGACCGACGCUGACGAUGUGGACCAAGUACUUGUGGGCCUGAAAGCCGUAUGCAUCUGACCCGCAGGUUCGUGGUCACCGCUGUUGCUUGCUUUGACCGCUUUUCGGUCGCCGCUCCAUGUGAUGGUGCUCGACAAUAUCAUAAUCGGUUCAAGGCACCCGACCGAGACCUUGCGCUUGCCAAGCCCGUUGUGCAUCAAAGCAGCGGCCGCACCGACCAGACCCGAGCACGAUCUAUGGGGCUCGCCCUCCACGUCAGCGGGUCCGGUUCCUGGAGUCCGUGAGACUGAGCGGCGGCAAUCCAGGCGCUGCGCACUGGCUGCGCUGGUCACGAGAGCGCGCCUCCCGCUCGCGGCCUGCCACCGUCGUUGGCAAGCAGCCGCUCUCGCCUCAUCGCCCUGUCCA